AUGAUGGCCAGUCGCCUUAUCAUCGAGUUUUCUCCCGCCAUCCACCUCUGGCCUACAUUCGCACUCUUGGCUGCACUGCCUUCGUCCAUCCAUUUUGUGGGCCUACCCGAUGACCGCAAAGGCUACAAGCUCCUCAAUGCCUACUCCCACCAGCUCAUCUACUCGCGUGACGUCGAUUUCCACGAAGAUGAAUUCCCCCCAUCAACCCCACCCAAGCCGCAGCCGCAUUUUGACUUCGUGUCCGUGACGCAUCCGACAUUCCAUCCAUUAACCCUCAUAAACAUCUGUCGUCUCUAUCUUCCCGCCUCGUCCCGGCCAUUCACCCCCACUUCAUUCAUCUUCUCCACCGCCAACCACCGAACAACUACGCAUCAAGCUCAAGCUGACGGCUUUAACUACGCCGAAUGGGCCGACCACAUCGAACAGAAGAUCUCCCAGCAAAAGCUCCGCAAGUACUUGACGUCGAGCACCCGUUUCGAGCAUUACGAUGAAGACGACGACUACGUGGCCAAGUCGUACAUAAAUUUGUCAGUCCACCGGAAAAACCUCAAGUACUUCAAGGAGACUGACCUCGAGAAGGCACACCCCUCGACCAUCCACACGAACCUCGCCAGGCACCGCCUCAAGGAUGUCCACGAGAAGACCACGAUUGUCAACAAUAUGCUGCUCCGUCGCGAGCUCUGGUCCCUAUCAUGGAAGCCCCAUGAGACGUAUGCCACAUUUGUCGACUGGAUCCUGGAGCGCAUCACCAAGCAAGACCCCGAAUACUGCUCUCUCAUCGGCGUGAUCAAGUCCGUCGAGAUCGGGUGGUCUUUCAUGGCAUUACAUGGACAUCAAGGUCGGUCCAAGCGCCUCGAUCCAAGCCACUACCUCCAACAACUUGUACGAAUUCGAUGCGAGGGUUCUGCUUCCGUCACUGCCGAUGUCGAGUCAGCGUAUUUGGUGGCCAACGAAGCACCUUCGAUCUGGCACGCGCGGCUCGGGUAUCCUCCCCCGGCGCCAACCCAGGCCAUCCUCAAGGCCACAAACGGCGGUCCCUCGAAACUACCAUCUCCAGACAGCUGUGAUGGCUGUGUCUGUGGCGAAAUGCCGGAAAUUGCUCAUCCACGCUACGGUGAACGUGGGUCCAAGCCCCUUGGAACUAACAUCCAUGCGAAGGCCUGGGGUCCCUCGCCGGUGUAG
Messenger RNA from Aphanomyces astaci, 1182 nucleotides. RefSeq lists its product as hypothetical. Lineage: Eukaryota; Oomycota; Saprolegniomycetes; Saprolegniales; Verrucalvaceae. The coding region runs from base 1 to 1182 and encodes 393 amino acids. The record is from RefSeq and is a predicted model, not a curated record. The transcript is spliced from 4 exons.